Messenger RNA from Phacochoerus africanus (Common warthog), 5910 nucleotides. RefSeq names its product olfactomedin like 2A (gene OLFML2A). Gene Ontology annotation, biological process: signal transduction. The transcript has 8 exons. The record is from RefSeq and is a predicted model, not a curated record. Lineage: Eukaryota; Metazoa; Chordata; Mammalia; Artiodactyla; Suidae. Bases 98 to 2053 code for a protein of 651 amino acids.
CGCGCGGGUAGAGCUGCCGGCGGCACAGAGCUCGCAGUGCGGCCCGCGCUUCCCAGUGUCCGCGCCCGCUGUUCGUGCCCGCCGUGCCCGUCCCGCCAUGGCCGCGGCCGCCCUCCCGCUCCGGCCUGGACCGGGGCCACUGCCUCUGCUCUUGCUGCCUCUGCUGCUGCUGCGCGCCGGCCCGGUGCGCGCCGACAGUAAGGUGUUUGGCGACGUGGACCAGGUGCGCAUGACCUCCGAGGGCUCCGACUGCCGCUGCAAGUGCAUCAUGCGGCCGCUGAGCAAGGACGCGUGCAGCCGGGUGCGCAGCGGGCGGGCGCGGGUGGAGGACUUCUACACCGUGGAGACAGUGAGCUCGGGGACCGACUGCCGCUGCUCCUGCACCGCGCCGCCCUCCUCACUCAACCCCUGCGAGAACGAGUGGAAGAUGGAGAAGCUCAAGAAACAGGCGCCCGAGCUCCUCAAGCUGCAGUCCAUGGUGGAUCUCCUGGAGGGCACCUUGUACAGCAUGGACCUGAUGAAAGUGCACGCCUACGUCCACAAGCUGGCUUCCCAGAUGAACACGCUGGAAGAGAGCAUCAAGGCCAACCUGAGCCGGGAGAACGAGGUGGUGAGGGAGAGCAUGCGCCACUUCAGCGAGCAGCUGAAGCACUACGAGAACCACUCGGCCAUCAUGAUGAGCAUCAAGAAGGAGCUCUCCAGCCUGGGCCUCCAGCUGCUGCAGAAGGAUGCAGCCUCGGUGCCCGGCGCCCCCCCAGCCACCGGCCCUGGCAGCAAGGCUCAGGACACAGCUGGAGGGAAAGGCAAGGACAGCAACAAGCAUGGCAGCGUGCAGAAGACCUUUGUGGACAAGGGCCCCCCCAGACCUCCCAAGGAGAAGCUGCUGAAGGCGGAAAAGCUGAAGAAGGAGGGCGGCAAGGGCCGAUUCCCUCAGCCCACAGCCAAGCCCCGGGCCCUGGCCCAGCAGCAGGCCGUGAUCCGAGGCAUCACCUACUACAAGGCGGGCAGGAAGGAGAUGACCGAAGCCAUGGCUGACAAUGCCCUCAAGGGCACUUCCUGGCUGGAGCAGCUGCCACCCAGGGUGGAAGUCAGGCUACCCGAGCCCAACUCGGCAGAGCGUGACGAGGCUGGUGGGCCCAGGGCCUCCGAGGCAGCAGAUUUGGCCCCUGGCACCCCCGCCUCGGGUCCCACCCUCACGCCCACUCCCACUGCCAGCCCUCUGCCCACCGAGCCAUCUUCCCGCCCAGAAGUCCCCAGCCCAGGCAGAGAGGCAAGCUGUGAGGGCACCCUGCGAGCCGUGGACCCCCCCGUGAGGCACCACAGCUAUGGGCGCCAUGAGGGAGCCUGGAUGAAGGACCCUGCUGCCAAGGAUGACAAGAUCUAUGUCACCAACUACUACUAUGGAAACAGCCUGGUGGAAUUCCGCAACCUGGAGAACUUCAAGCAAGGCCGCUGGAGUAACAUGUACAAGCUGCCCUACAACUGGAUCGGCACGGGCCACGUGGUGUACCAGGGCGCCUUCUACUACAACCGCGCCUUCACCAAGAACAUCAUCAAGUAUGACCUCCGCCAGCGCUUCGUGGCCUCCUGGGCGCUGCUGCCCGACGUGGUGUACGAGGACACCACGCCCUGGAAGUGGCGCGGCCACUCGGACAUCGACUUUGCCGUGGACGAGAGCGGCCUGUGGGUCAUCUACCCCGCCGCGGAUGACCGCGAUGAGGCCCAGCCCGAGGUGAUCGUGCUCAGCCGCCUGGACCCGGGCGACCUCUCCGUGCACCGCGAGACCACGUGGAAGACGCGGCUGCGACGCAACUCGUACGGGAACUGCUUCCUGGUGUGCGGCAUCCUGUACGCCGUGGACACGUACAACCAGCGGGAGGGCCACGUGGCCUACGCCUUCGACACGCACACAGGCGCCGACGCCCGCCUGCAGCUGCCCUUCCUCAACGAGCACGCCUACACCACGCAGAUCGACUACAACCCCAAGGAGCGGGUGCUCUACGCCUGGGACAACGGCCACCAGCUCACCUACACCCUCCACUUCGUGGUCUGAGUGGGGACCUGCGCUCGCGGGAGCGGAGUGGCCGUGGGCACGGGGGCUCCCCACAGCAGCUCCUGCAAGGCACCUCCUCAGCAACUCUUCAUUGGGAGCCAGGCCUGGCACGAGGUGCUGGGCAGGUGGGGUAGCCAGGAUCAAGCUUCCUUAGUGCUCAGUGGAGUAAUUAUCGCUUCCAGUUACAGAAUAUUGUGCCAAGAACUUCACUGUGCACUAACCCACUUAAUCCUCCUAUUGACACUCUUGGAGGGAGAGACCACUAGCCCCCUUAACAGAUGAGGAGACUGAGGCCUCAGCUUGGAUCAGGCAGGCCUGUUUCACCGAUGAGGAGACUGAUCAUAUUCUCCCCUCCCUCCUGUUCUCUCAAACCUGUUUCCCUUCCCUCGGGCUACUCAAAACCAGAGGCUUUGGGGAUCAACACGCUUGCGUUGGGUGGAGGUCUGGCUCUGUGUGCCACCCCAGGCCCCUAUUCUGACUGAGCUAUUGGUGGCCCUGGACUUUGGGCCCUUGGCUAUUGUCUCUGCUCCUUGCCUUUGGCCACCCCCCCACCCCAUUCCUACCCCACCCGCUGUCAGACUGCAUUCCAAACCUCCACAGUCACCCAGCCACUGAGCAGAAACCACACCCCGAGAAAAAAAUACGAGCCCUCGUUCCAAGACCCCCCCCCCGUACUCAUUUUUAUUUUUUCUUAUUCUUCACCAGUGCCGUCAUUUGUUUCUGCAGCAGCAGCUGAGGAGGCUGCAGGCAGCUGCCUGCCAGCAGCAAUACCAGGGUGGGGAACUGGGCCAGGCCCCGAGGCUCCCUCUCCACCCAGAAGUGCUGGCUUUGGCCACAUACCCAGGUUGUGGGACCUCUCCCCUGUCCCUCCCAGAGCCUUUGGGCCUGGGAUCCACCUCGUUCUUUCUCUCUGUUUGAACCCACAACGUAUACACACUCAGGGAUACCUCCAGGUCUGCCAUGAGCAGGACGCUAGGGCUGAGGCUGGGUGGUGCCAGGAUGAAACAGGUUCGCUCCUCCUUGUCAGUCCUAACCUGGUCAUUGGCUGGGCUGGCCCAGCAGCCUGGGGACUAGAGCGGGCUGAGAUGUGGGCGGUCAGGUCCAGAGGAGGCUUUGGACCUUCUGGUUGCAGGGAAGAGCCAGAGGGUGGCAGCUGAGAGGGAAGGAGAAAGGGGGUCUGUGGCUUGAGCUUUUCUUGGCUGCAGAGAGGUUGGUGACAGGGCUGCCCAGAGCCCAAGACUUGGGACUGAGGAUGCACAUACAGGCUACCUCGCCCAGGGCUGCUGCUGGCUCCCCCGAGCCGCAGACUCAGACAGCCCAGAGGAGGAGACCUUCAGGCCUGCCCUCACCUGCUCUGAACAGCAUUUUCAGAGCUGGGACGUUCCCCAGUCCAACUCCCUGCUUCACCAAAGGAGAGACAGGCCCAGAAAGGUUUAGAGAAGGGCUCAGGGCCACGCAGAACAGGACACAGCCGAGCUCCUUCCAGAAGGGCUUUGUCUGUAUCCUUUAUUUUCCUGGCUUCAAGGCAGCUAGGCAAUAGGCCACCCAGCACCCAAGCCACCCCAGUACCUCUGAAGGGUAUUUACUGCUGGUCUCUAUACAAACCAGCCCUUGGUAUCUGUACACGUGAACACCCAGCUGCCAUGUUAGGAAAUUCAACUGCAUACCCAAGAGUGUAAGGAAAUGCUUUUGUGCAAAAUAUAUUUCUUUCAGGCAUUGUCAGGUAAUGUGGUUUUGUUUAAGCUAUAAAAUUAACUCACCCCUGAAAUAAAGGGGGAAGAUGAUGCCCAGCCAAGCACAGCCUGACUCAUAGGGGUGAAUACGUCCAGCCUCCCCCACCCAACCGAAGGCUGAGGGUUCCACUUGCAGACUCUUCAGGGGGCUGUGAGUCCCAGUGUUUCCCUGGGCCCUGGGUGUGGGUUUUAGAAAACUGUCUUUUUGAUAUCAUGGCCCAACCAUGUGAGAAGUAUUCAGGCUCCUCUUUCCCCAUUAGUCUGAGAAAAAGGAAAAUUAGAAUGGACUGAUUUUUGAAGGACAAGCAAGAUGGUGUUAUGGAAUUUCCCUUGUGGCCCAGCAGGUUAAGGAUCUGCAUUGUCACUGCAGUGGCCUGGGUCACUGCUGUGCUGUGGGUUUGAUCCCUGGCCCGGGAAUUUUUACAUGCUACCAGCACAGCCCAAAAAAAAGUUUGCUGGGGGAGAGGAUGCUGGCUGCAGCCUCUAAACAUUCACUGAGCCCCUUCUGUUUUCGGGCCUUUGCAUGUGGGUUGUGCUGCAGGUAGAGUUUGUCCUCACUUUACAGAUAGUCAAACUGGAGCUCAGAGAAGCUAAAUGAAGGCAGUUAAGUGGAGAACCAUGUUCCCAAAUCCUGUCGUAUAAGCUGAGCAUCAACAGAGGGUUAGUUUAGGGAUGCCACGUGCGUGUUUUUCUUGCAUCAUCCCAACAGUGGAAGGUAUAAUACUCUGAGUGUGCCCAUUUUUACAGACAAGGAAACUGAGGUAAAGGAACUUACCCAAAGUCACAAGGCAGCUUAGUCUGUAGUGCAGUCAGGGUUUCAGGGCUGGUCGGUACAUGUUUGUUGCCAAUUGUGUGUCACUCUAGCAGCGGCUCUAGAAAUGACGGCUGUUUUUUUUUUUUUUCACCAGUGUGGCCAAGCUGCAAACUGCAUCUACAUAGGAGAUCCAAGAAAGAGGCUGGGGUCAGAUUUAUAAAGAGCCUUGACUGCCAAGCCAAGGAGUGACUGCCUCCAAUAACAUUUGGAACAAAAUUAAGUGUGAAUUAACAGAGAAAAGGAAAUUCUAAGACAGUUGGAUUUUGUCCUAUCAGAGAUGUGAGGCAGGGAAGAGUUUCUGUGGUGGGCUUUAUCAGGUUUGGUAACAAGUACUUCAAGCUAGGAAGGAAGAGGGCCAGGCUUUCCUACCAGCCUCAGCAGUAAGGCAAAGGAAGCUGACUCUUUUUUCUGAACAACAUGAUACGCAAAGAGGCUUUGGUGGCCACCUUUGCUCCUUUCCUAGAGAUUUCUAGGCCUUAAUAUUCAGUUUGCUCUGCUUGGGGGAAAAAAAGAGACCUCUGCCUUGGUGGGCAGCCCUAAAGGUGAGGGUGAGGGUUUUUUCCUAGGAAUGACUUGAGGGUUCCUGAAAGCCCAUGGGUUUCUUCUAAAGCAACCUUUCCUCCAUGACAGCAUUGCAAACCACUCUGGGCACAGGAGGCCACAGUGCUGGAUGGUUGUCGGGGAGCCCUGGAGAGCAGUGAGGGAGUCUUUCGUCAGAAUCAGCUAUGCUCCGAGCAGCUGCGCAAUUGGGCAGGGACGGGACCGACAGAGGGGACAGAUGUCACCUCCCUUUUCUGGCUGGAGAACUGCAACUUAGGACAAAGGGCAGCUGAGGGCCCCAAAGCGCCCUCCUGGUGCUAGAAGGCACCUUUACCCACAUUAUCAUGAACCCACCCAAGGCUGGCGUUACUUUCUCCCCAUUGCAGGGGGUGAACCUCAAGUUCAGGAAGGUGAAGCAACCUGCUCAGGGUCACGAAUCUUUAACAAGUAGUGGAGUCAAGAGUUGAACCAGGUCUGUUUUUACACCGAAGCCCCAAACUGACGGUGGUUAGGAAUGUAACCGGUCACAUUUUUGGCCACUGGGAAACUCAAAGUCAAAUUUGAGAUUAUUUGUAACAGUUGUACUGAGGCUCCUCCUCAACUCUGGCUUCAUUCUAGCUUUCUGCUUUUACGUGUACCCUGAUCUCUUUCUUUUUGUUAUAUUUUAUCUAUUUUUGUAAAUUGCCACAAUAUGCCAGUAUGGUUUUUUUUGUAACAAGGUAGAUGAUAUCUAAAUAAAACACAUGAUCAAAGGCUUGAUUUAAAAAUUU